AACCUUCAAAUGUUCAAUAUCUCCACUAGAUGGAGGUAAAAUGCUGCCUGUUGUAUUUUCUGUCUUUAAAGCAUAAUUUAUAUUUUAAUAAUUUAAAGCUUCUGGGGAGUAUGGAUGCGUGCAUGCACAAUAAUUAAUGAGGACUCUGGGUGGUCCAAGUGUCUAAUUCUGUUCAGUGGUCUAUAAAUAUCACAGAUGUAUAUUGAAACCAUAUUUAAUAUAAGUACACAGAAGUGUUGUAGCCUCAAAAACAUGAGAUCAGAACUUACACCCAAAGUGUUAAAUAGAAAUUAAUUAGAACAUAAAACAAGGUCAUAAGUUAUAUUUAAAAAAAAAAAAAAAUUAAUGACACAUUUAAGAGAUACUGUAUGUGAAAUUUCAACCAAACAAUUAGUGAAGGUAUUUUGUCUUCUGCAUUAAGUAUUUAUAAUUAAAUUAUUUGAAAUUAAAAUGAUUUAAUUAACUUAAAAUGUAUUUACAGCGUGGUCAGUACUGUGACUUGUAUUAUUAAAUAUACUAUUUAAUUAACUUUUUAUUUAAAAGUAUUCAAUAAAAUAUGAAUUCACAGAUUAUAAGCUACAAUAAGACCGAUCACUUUCACGAUCACGACAGAAGCCUCUUCGAAACGGAACUGACGUUUUGGUGGCUGACGUUGACAACGCACCAUGGCAACGCUAUUAUGCGCUCGCUUCAGUGUCCACACCGAAGCAGCUGUGAUGGUGGAGAUUGGGCGCGCUCAGAUCUUACAAGCGGAGAUUUGCAAACUAUAGCAUUACUCUGUGCUGGACGUAUGUAAGAUAUUAUCGCAGCAUCACUGGAUAUUCGUCGUGUCGUUUAGUCUCUUCAUUAUUUUAAAUAAAAACAUUUACUUCACGGGUGAAAAGUUGAGGCUUCACAGCGCGAGCGAGAUGAUGCUUGAAUCGAUUGAAGUUACAGAACUGCUCCAUUGGCCAGGGCUGGAAACAUCUAAGAGUUGUGUCCUGAGCCCCAUGGAGAAGCCUGUGAGCCCCAGUCAGCUGCGUCUGGAGCGCAUAUCCUCUGGCGUUCUAAAAGACCUGUUUAACACGGCCACCAGCAGCUACAACACGUUGCUACAGAAAGAGUCAGAUGCUCAGGAGAGCCCUAAAGACUCCUCCUACAAGUGCCCCAAAAGAGUCUCCACAGCAACGCAUCGUGACAGACCCCUGCCGACCCUUGCGCCUCUCACAAUGAGUGGGCUGGCUUUUGGUUGCAGAGACACCAGGCACGCUCAGUCUGUGUUCUCUUGUUUCUCCACCAACAGUUCCAAGCAAACAAACAGCAUCACUGUGCUGGGCAGUGCCAUCCGUCUGUCCCCCUGUCCCAUCUCCAGGCCCAAAAACAGCUGCCCGGUUGGCACAAAACUCCCGCAGCUUUCCAAAGUGCUCCCUUCUGCACGUGAUGGAGAGAACUCAAUCAAGAAGCUGUGCAUCCUCACUGCCAUAAAGCCAUCCAACGUGGAGAAAGAGAAGGCCAGGUUUUUCAAAUUAGACUUUAAAUACAACCCUCAGUUUGAGUACAGCAAUCCUCUGCCUCCACAAGUACUAGCAAAGCACAGCAAUGCUUCAGACCGCUUCCUCACACAGGCUGUGAGGAUCAUGGAGUUGGCCCUACAGAAGUACGGCUCCUAUGAGAAGUUUGAGCAGGCCACAGGAGGAAACCUCCUCACCAAGAGCCGCAUCUGGUACCACGUCAAAAAAUACAUGGAGAAGGAAGGAUGCAUAGGAGAGAUCGUGGUUCAUCUUACUGAUGACCUCCUGUCCAGAGCGUCUAUGACUGUGGUGAACAGCAGACCUACACUGACCAUUAACAUCUCUACUGCUAGAGAGCAGUGGCUGGAGGGGAUGCUGAGGCAUGAAAUCGGUACGCACUACUUCCGCGGCAUCAACAACAGUCACCAGCCGUGGAGCAGCGGCGGGGGCAGAAAGAAACAUGGUCUGAGGCCCAUCAAUCCCACUGAGGAAGGUCUGGCAAGUAUCCACAGCGUGCUCUUCCGCAAGGACCCCACCCUGUGGCGCGCCGCCCUGCUCUACUACACCGUCUACAAGGCAAGCCGCAUGUCCUUCUCACAGCUGUUUCACAACCUGGGCCGAUUCGUCCACGACCCCAACACACGAUGGGACUACUGCGUCAGAGCCAAACGAGGACAGACGGACACGGCACUUCCAGGUUGUUUCAGUAAGGACCAAGUUUAUCUAGAUGGCAUCCUGAAGAUCCUCAGACACAGAGACAAGAUUGACUUCCAGCUGCUAAUGGCUCUGGGAAAGGUGUCCUAUGAGGAUGUGGAGCGUCUGAAGGGUCUGGCUCUGAUGGAGCAUGUGCGGAUUCCUCACUUCCUGCAGGACCAAGCGCGCUACACAGAGCAGCUUCAUAAAAUCAUGGAGGUCAACCAGUUAACCGAUGAAGAGCUGUGCACGCUUAUUCCUGAACAUGUGACCUUUGAUGGAAGGUUGUGUUGUUAGAUAGAUAGAUGUGAAUCUCAUGAAACCGGUCCAGGUCAUAUUCCACUUAAAAAACUAAAGAUAGGAAGACAAAAGUAAAUAUUUUUGUAUUUUUAAAUUGUUUUCAUGGCCCUUUCCGACCUCCAGUUCUUGUAAUUCUCAUACCCCAUUUAGCAUAAAUGUAAAAAUCUCAUUCUGAUUACUGUAAUGUAAAGAUUAAUUAUAUUAAAUUAAUUAGAAUUACCAUUAACAAUAUUACAAAAUGUAAAAAAAAAAUAUAUAUAUAUAUAUAUAUAUAAUGUUUCAGUUAAAAAAAAAAUAUGAAUAGUAGACUUAACUUUCUCUCUAAAUGCAAAAUGAAUUUUUUUUUUUACUAAUUUCGAUUUUAGGGCAUCAUGUGACCCUGACAUGUUUUCAUGAGUUUCAGCCUGAGGAGGAUUGGAAAAUAAAGAUAUCAGUUUAUGUAAGGGCCUAUGAAGCUUUAUUUGCUUUUCUCUGGUAAAUGUUAAACUUUUUUAAGGAGUGCAGAGCAUUAAGUGUGUUCUCCUUUGAGUGGAUAUUGUAAAGAGAGGCCAAAUUACAUCAUUUAAAAAAUGCCAAUUAUGUUUAUAUGAACUACAAGUUCUCUAAGCUGUUUAUUUCCUUUUUUUUUUUUAUUUAUUUGUAUGAGAUAUAAACUCCUUGUGUGAUAUAAAUGUUUACAUCUUUGUGAUGGCAUGUAUUUAACAAUAUAACUUUUAAAUGAAAUGUUAACAAUAUAAUAUCAAUUUUAAACAUUUGAUGAUUACAAAUCUGGGUGCCAAGAUGUUAACCUUAGUUUAAAAGUGUCCUUUAUGGAAGUAGGCAAUCCUAUGUGUCCUAAAUGUCACAUACUAAAUAUAAAGUAUAUAAAUAAUUUCUCACUAGCACAGCUGCUCUACCUUGACUCUAUUGUUGAUGUGUACGACCUUCGACCUCGCUCUUUUCCUGCCAUUUUCCCAUAGAUCAAAAAGCACUUUUUACAGUUGCCUAUAAAACACUUUAUGGCCAAUGACAAUUUCCUCUCAAUAUGAUCUUACUAUAUUUAAAUGAAUAAAAUAAAUGUACUCCUUGCAUUCAGAAUGUUCAUUUUUAAGCAUGUUAAAGAUCAUUUUUCUUUUUUUA
This is a messenger RNA of Ctenopharyngodon idella (grass carp), 3602 nucleotides long. It is a transcript of the gene matcap2, whose product is annotated as microtubule associated tyrosine carboxypeptidase 2. NCBI's taxonomy places the organism in Eukaryota, Metazoa, Chordata, Actinopteri, Cypriniformes, Xenocyprididae. The coding region runs from base 909 to 2480 and encodes 523 amino acids. The record is from RefSeq and is a predicted model, not a curated record. The transcript has 7 exons.